Messenger RNA from Balearica regulorum gibbericeps (East African grey crowned-crane), 1390 nucleotides. The record is from RefSeq and is a predicted model, not a curated record. NCBI's taxonomy places the organism in Eukaryota, Metazoa, Chordata, Aves, Gruiformes, Gruidae.
AUACCUGCUUGAACAAGACUUUCCAGGCAUGCGGAUUGGUCCAGAGCCUACUACGGAUUCUUUUAUUGCUGUGAUGUAUGGAGAUUCAGAAGGAAGUAUUCCUGGAAAUGCCCUAGUUGUUGAUCCUAAGAAACCAUUCCGUAAACUCAGCCGCUUUGGAAAUGCUUUCCUGAACAGGUUCAUGUGUUCUCAGUUACCUAACCAGGUAUUGAAGAGCAUCAGUAUCAUCGACAGCCCUGGCAUUCUCUCUGGAGAGAAGCAGCGCAUCAGCAGAGGCUAUGACUUCUGCCAAGUUCUCCAGUGGUUUGCCGAGAGGGUCGACCGCAUCAUCCUCCUUUUUGAUGCCCAUAAGCUGGAUAUAUCUGAUGAGUUUUCAGAGGCUAUUAAAUCAUUCCGGGGACAGGAUGACAAGAUUCGAGUGGUGCUUAAUAAGGCUGACCAAGUGGACACACAGCAGUUGAUGAGGGUCUACGGUGCACUCAUGUGGUCCCUGGGAAAGGUGAUCAACACUCCAGAGGUGCUGCGGGUCUACAUUGGCUCCUUCUGGGCCCACCCUCUCCGAAACACAGAGAAUCGAAGACUCUUUGAAGCUGAGGCACAGGAUCUUUUCAAGGAUAUCCAGAGUCUCCCACAGAAGGCCGCUGUGCGGAAGCUCAAUGAUCUCAUUAAGAGGGCGAGACUUGCAAAGGUUCAUGCUUAUAUAAUCAGCUAUCUGAAAAAAGAAAUGCCCUCUGUAUUUGGAAAAGAGAACAAGAAGAAGGAACUGAUCAGCAGAUUACCAGAGAUCUACAUCCAGCUGCAAAGGGAAUACCAUAUCUCAGCAGGAGACUUCCCUGAAGUCAAGAAAAUGCAGGAGCUGUUGGAGACUUGUGACUUCACUAAAUUUCACUCUUUGAAACCAAAGCUAAUUGAAGCUGUGGAUAACAUGCUGGCCAACAAAAUUGCCUCCCUGAUGAGCCUGAUCAGACAGGAAGAGAGCAAUAUGCCCACAGAGAUGGUACAUGGUGGAGCAUUUGAUGGCACCAUGGCAGGACCUUUUGGCCACGGAUAUGGAGAAGGUGCUAAGGAAGGAGCCGAUGAAGACGAAUGGGUUGUUGCCAAAGAUAAACCUGCUUAUGAUGAGAUUUUCUAUACUCUGUCACCAAUCAAUGGCAAAAUAUCUGGGAUCAGUGCAAAGAAGGAGAUGGUGACUUCUAAACUACCCAACAGCGUCUUGGGGAAGAUCUGGAAACUUGCAGACUGUGAUGGUGAUGGGAUGUUGGAUGAUGAGGAAUUUGCGUUAGCAAAGCAUCUUAUCAAGAUUAAACUGGAUGGGUAUGAGCUGCCUGGCACACUACCUUCUCACCUGGUGCCACCAUCUCACCGGAAACCUUUGCAGACAGUAGAGUGA